Molecule: messenger RNA, 740 nt
Organism: Dibothriocephalus latus
Lineage: Eukaryota; Metazoa; Platyhelminthes; Cestoda; Diphyllobothriidea; Diphyllobothriidae
Source: the annotation of a GenBank genome assembly
UUGAAGCACUUUGCGAAAAACGACCUGAAGUUCGAAUUGCAGCCCUCCAGGCGCUGCUGAAGACUUUCCGGACCAACUAUAUCUUCUUGGACGAAUCAUGGAAUUAUUACGACACCUUCCUCAGUAGUCUCGAAAACAUAAUAAAGAGAGGAAAACCACAGGAACAAGCGCUGGCUGCAGAAUGUCUCGCUGUAUCCACUGUCCUUUCAUCAUCUUUCGAUGUGCGAUCACUGGUUCCUCGGUUUCAAUCCUUGCUGGAAACUAAGUUGGCUGAUGUUUCGGUAUCACCAAACUUUCGAGGAGCAUGUGCAAAUGCGCUGGCUGUCCUGGUAUUCUUCGGGAACUUCGAUGACUAUUCCUCAAUCAAGAGUAUGAUGAAGGUGUUUGAAGGUAUCUUUCGCGGAUCCUGCCUAAAGGGUGAUGGAAAAGCACCCACUAAUCCGCCUGCUGUAUGUUCCAUGCAUUGUGCUUGUAUUCGGGCCUGGGGACUUGUGUAUACCAUCAUACCGAGCUUUGAUGCGAAGACGAUCGUUGAUCCGGACUUCCGAGGGCCGCUCUUUACUCAGCUUGUUCAACUCUUGACUGACUUGGCUACUGAUGGAACGAAAGCCAAAUCAAAGGUCGAAUUGAAGAAACAAAGACAGACCUUCCGAGACUGGGAGCUGAACGUCUGGAAAUCACGUCAUGCGUCCAGAACUAUCAUUACGAGACUCUUUGUCAAUUGCUUGCUUAUGGGUUGA